UAGUAGUAGUAGUAGUCGCAGGUGGGCGCUAUCGCGAUAACAAUAUCGGGUUAUCGGUUAUCCGAUAAUUAUUUUUCCCGCGUUAUCGAUUCAACGGCAUCGCCAAUAUAUUUUGGUCCAAACUAGCGAUAAUCGAUCAUUUGUUUUUGGUUCCAAUUUAGCACAGGGGGAAUAGCUCGUGCCUUGGAGGCAGAAAUAGGUACGUGAAUCCGAGCUGGGAACCGAAAGUAUACUGAACGGAGUGGGAGGGGUGUGGGGCGCGGGCGGUCUUGGCGUCUCAAAACGUUCGCUCCCCUCGACCCUCAGCUUCAGUCUCCCACCAGCUGUCGGGUGAGAGGUUGCGAGGUGUUGCUACUGCGCGCUCCCGGUUUUACGCGUUCUUUGAUGAUUUUUUUUUUUCCCUAUGUUCCCGUGCUUCUUCCGUUCUAACUUUUUGUGCACGUGUAUAUGAAUGUAUGUAUUAUUCGGUGCUAUUAUUUAAUGCUCGCUUACUAACGUUUUGAACACUUACGAAGUUACGCCCCUAUUUUAAACUGAUCCUAUUUUUAUUGUAGUUUAGUAGUGAAGUGCUUUGCUAUUCUAUAGUAUUGAAUUAGUGAUGGCGUCCCAAGAGACUGUGCCCGCAUCAAGCCAAGGAGACUCAGCGGAGUCUAUUGACUCUGAGCUCACUGAGGCUGAACCUCAAUCACCCUGGCCAUUCCUUGGCAAGUGGGUGCAGUACAAGAAGAUGGUUGGCGACAACUACAUCUUCCAGUGCUUGUCCUGCCUUCCCAAGAUCACUGAGUUGAAAGUGAACAAGGGCACCAAGGCCAACCUGAAGAGCCACUUCAACAGGAUUCAUCCUGACAAGGCAAAACAGGUUAAUGAAGCUUGCAUGGCCAACGCUGGGACUGGAGGCCGCAGCAGGAGCUGGUAUGGUCAGUCACCCGACGGCGGGUCAGCCACCAAGAAGCAGCGGCAGAUGUCCAUCGCCGAGACCUUUGGUAUCAUGACCCAGGGCAGCGCCGUCCUGCAGUCCACCAUCGACGAAACAAUUGUCAGGUUUUUGGUGGACAACAUGCUACCGCUGCAGAUUGUGGACAGUCAGAGUUUCAGGGGUAUGGUCCACACCCUCAACCCUAGCAAAGAGGUACCCUCCAGGAGGACGCUUGGGAGGAGAAUCCUCAAAACCUAUGAGAAAAUGAAGGAGAGCCUCACCAGCAAACUGGAGCAAGUCAAGUGGGUUGGCACUACAGCUGACUGCUGGUCAGCUAACAAAAAGGGGUACCUAGGUAUGACUGUGCACUGGCUGGACCCAAACACCAGGGACAGGAAGAUGGCUGUCCUGGCCUGCAAGAGGAUCACGGAAAGCCACACCCACGAUGUACUCGCCCAGGUCAUGGAGAAUGUCCACAGCCAAUUUGGAAUAAAGGACAAGAUCACCAUGACAACCACAGACAAUGCUGCUAAUUUUCAAAAAACAUUUGUCCAAUUUGUCUUUGAUCUGGAUGACCACCAGGAAAAGGAAGCUCACACUCCUGAGCCUGAGGCUGAGCCUGCCGACGCCAACCUAGAGGAGCUUAUCGCUGACCCUCCAGAGGGCCAAGGGAGCCUGGAGCUAGAGUUCAUCACAUUUGAUGACAUGGAAAAGGGCAGCGAGGACAGCAUCAUCAGGCUGCCCAGGCAGCACAAGUGUGCGGCUCACACACUGAACCUGGUCGCCAGCGUCGACAUAGAGGGAAGUCACAUGCCUGGAGCCUUCAAGAAGGUAUACAGGAGUGCAAUCAACGAAGCCCAGGCACUAUGGAACCAACAGGGAACAAGUACAGUGUUUGCGGACAGCCUGUACAAAGCGAUAAAUAGGAGGCUCACUGUUCCCACAAAAACGAGUUGGAACAGCCUCUAUGACAGCUUGGUGGUCCUCAACAAAGUGCUAGAGGAGAAGAAAGACCAGCUGCACAAAUGCAUGAACCAAGAGAGGAAUCUGACAAUGUUUGUCCAGAAAGACAUUGACUUCAUGUCAGAAUAUGUUAAGGUCAUGGCACCUGUCGCCAACGCACUGGACCACAUCCAGGGGGAGAAGCAAUGCUAUCUGGGCUGCCUGAUCCCCACCCUCAUUGUGACUAAGAAAAAGCUAGUCAACUUGAUGACCAGCGGCAAUCUCCGGUUCUGCGAGCCUCUGGUCAACACUCUCCUCGCUGCCAUGGAGAGGAGGUUCGCUGCCACCUUUGAGGAUGAGGAGUGUCUUCUGGCCACUGCCUUCCAUCCCAAGUUUCGCCUCAAGUGGAUGGGAGCUUUCGGUUUUAAAUUUGAUGAAAUAAUGGUCAAGAGGUCAGAGGUCAAGUCUCUGAUGGAGAAGAAGGUGGAGGAAUUCUUACAGCGUACUGACAUGGAGACCUCCAGCAGCAGCAGCAGCGAGGAUAUGGAGACAGAUGACUACUACGCCAGCAUUUGUGAUGAGGAGGAUGACACUGGGAGUCAUCACAGUUCAACCAAGUCCAAGGCUGCUCAAAUUGUGAAGGUGUGGCUGGAGGCCAAGGGGACAGAGAGUCUGGCAGACCCAGCCUUCAACAGUGAGAAGGUCCUCAUUAAUCUCUUCUUGAGGUACAACACGGCGAUGCCGAGCAGCGCAGUGGUGGAGCGCUUAUUCUCCCUAGGCAAUGACAUCAUCAGGGCCAAGAGGAGCUCCCUGUCUGAUGAAAACUUCAACAUGUUCAUGUUUAUGAAGGGGAACAUGAGCAUGCUGAAGUUUUAAACUUUCAAAAUCAAAUGUAGUUACUUUAGAGUUAAAACAGUACUUUUCAUUAGUGAAGAGACGGGAUAAACAUUGAAUUUGAAUUUUUCAAAGAUUUUAGAAGUUUUAUAAGAUAGAUAGAAAUAAAUAUUUGGAUUUGUCGUUUUUUUUUUUAUUUAAAAUAUCAUUAUCGCUAGUAUCAGAAUUUUGGAUUUAUCAUUUUAUCGGUUAUCACCACAUCAGGCGAUAAAUUUAUCUCCAAUUAUCAAUUAUCGGUUGUCGCCAGUAAAGUAACUGUUAUCAAUUUAUUGGUUAUCAUGAUCAAUGUUUUCGUUAUCACACCCAGCAACAGCACCACCACCACCACCAAUGAGGAUUUUCUUAUAGGAGUAGGAGAGGAGUGAGGCAGGGUCGUGUGAUGAAUCCAUGGUGAUUCAACGUUUUAUGGUAUGGGUGGCAUGAGAGAGAUUAAUGCAAAGUUGGAAAUGUUAGUGAAAGGCUGAGAGAAUAAAGUGGGCUAGGCAAUGGCAGCAAGCUUGUUUGCUGCUGCUGCUGCACGAGAGGGAGGAUGGGUAAGGAGAGGAAGGAUAGUGAGUACAGAAGAGGUGGUGGUGGUGUGAGCUUAUGGCAAUGGUUCUUGGGCUUUUUUUUGGCUGCGACCCCAAAUCCUGUUCAAAAUGACCAUGGCGACCCAUGUACUACCUUCAUUAAGUAGCAGUAUUUGCUGCAGCAGCAGUAACAGCAGCAGCAGUGAUAGUACUAAUAGUAGUAGUAGUAGUAGUAGUAGUAGUAGUAGUAGUAGUAGUAGUAGUAACAGCAGAAGCCGUAGAUUCGGAGUAGUAGUAGUAGUAGAAAUGUAAAUAUACUUCACAGUCAAACAAAUGACAUGCACCAAAAUGAUAUUUAUCGAAAUCAGUAAUAUGUAACAAUUACAUAAAAAAUAAUAAUAAAUGGAGAUUGCCGUG
This is a messenger RNA of Scylla paramamosain (green mud crab), 3678 nucleotides long. RefSeq lists its product as uncharacterized. The transcript is spliced from 6 exons. Bases 599 to 2734 code for a protein of 711 amino acids. The record is from RefSeq and is a predicted model, not a curated record. NCBI's taxonomy places the organism in Eukaryota, Metazoa, Arthropoda, Malacostraca, Decapoda, Portunidae.